Messenger RNA from Apaloderma vittatum (bar-tailed trogon), 7974 nucleotides. RefSeq names its product ankyrin-2-like. The record is from RefSeq and is a predicted model, not a curated record. Gene Ontology annotation, molecular function: protein binding. Gene Ontology annotation, biological process: protein localization to T-tubule; signal transduction; regulation of cardiac muscle contraction. Gene Ontology annotation, cellular component: T-tubule. NCBI's taxonomy places the organism in Eukaryota, Metazoa, Chordata, Aves, Trogoniformes, Trogonidae.
AUGCGGAAUUACUCGUUGCUGGGCGGACGGCGAACGGAUGCGACGUUUGUUGCGCAGAACGGUCGAUGGGACGAUGGAAAAAAAAUCCCUUUCAUUACGUGUGUGGAACGUAACUGGCGGGCGCUCGCUAGGUUUUGUGCCUCAUUUUCUGCUUCCCGAUUUUCCAGCUUCCUGGUGAGUUUCAUGGUGGACGCUCGCGGGGGCGCCAUGAGAGGCUGCCGGCACAACGGUCUGCGCAUCAUCAUUCCGCCGCGGAAAUGCACCGCUCCGACGCGAGUGACGUGCCGGUUGGUGAAACGCCACCGGCCUCCCAUGGUGGAAGGCGAAGGUCUGGCCAGCCGCCUCAUCGAAGUGGGACCUUCUGGGGCUCAGUUUCUUGGGCCUGUGAUUGUGGAGAUUCCCCACUUUGCUGCUCUGCGUGGGAAAGAGCGAGAGCUGGUGAUCCUGCGCAGUGAGAACGGGGACAGCUGGAAGGAGCAUUUCUGUGAAUACACUGAGGAUGAACUGAAUGAAAUCUUGAAUGGGAUGGAUGAAGUACUUGACACACCGGAGGAGCUGGAGAAGAAACGCAUCUGCCGCAUCAUCACCCGAGAUUUCCCGCAGUAUUUUGCCGUGGUGUCCCGCAUCAAACAGGACAGCAACCUCAUCGGGCCCGAGGGAGGGGUGCUGAGCAGCACUGUUGUUCCACAAGUGCAGGCGGUCUUCCCCGAAGGGGCUCUGACCAAACGGAUUCGCGUUGGCCUCCAGGCUCAACCUAUGCACACUGAACUUACCAAGAAGAUUUUAGGCAACAAGGCUACCUUCAGUCCUAUCGUCACGCUGGAACCCAGGAGAAGGAAGUUCCAUAAACCCAUCACGAUGACGAUUCCUGUCCCCAAGGCCUCCAGCGACGGGAUCAUGAACGGUUACGGAGGCGACACCCCCACUUUAAGGCUACUAUGCAGCAUAACAGGAGGAACCACCCCUGCCCAAUGGGAAGACAUCACCGGAACGACGCCGCUGACGUUUGUUAACGAGUGUGUUUCCUUCACGACGAAUGUGUCUGCCAGAUUCUGGUUGAUAGACUGUCGACAGACGCAAGAGUCCGUUACUUUUGCUUCCCAAGUGUACAGAGAGAUUAUCUGCGUCCCCUACAUGGCCAAAUUUGUGGUGUUUGCCAAAUCACACGAUCCCAUUGAAGCGCGGCUGAGGUGCUUUUGCAUGACGGAUGACAAGGUGGAUAAAACACUAGAACAACAAGAAAAUUUUGCUGAAGUUGCCAGAAGCCGGGAUGUAGAGGUCUUAGAAGGAAAACCCAUCUACGUCGACUGCUUUGGCAAUUUGGUGCCGCUAACAAAGAGCGGGCAACAUCAUAUAUUCAGUUUUUUUGCCUUCAAAGAAAAUAGACUUCCUCUCUUUGUUAAGGUGCGAGAUACCACUCAAGAACCCUGUGGACGAUUAUCAUUCAUGAAGGAGCCAAAAUCUACAAGAGGCCUCGUUCAUCAAGCCAUAUGUAACUUAAACAUCACUUUGCCCCUUUACACAAAGGAGUCAGACUCAGAUCAAGAGCAAGAAGAAGAGGUUGAUAUGACUUCUGAAAAAAAUGACGAGACAGAAUCUACUGAAACAUCUCUCCUGAAAAGCCAUCUGGUUAAUGAAGUCCCUGUCCUAGCCAGUCCAGACCUGUUGUCUGAAGUUUCGGAGAUGAAACAAGAUCUGAUCAAAAUGACUGCCCUCUUGACAAGUGACCCCUCUGACAAAUCGGGCUCCCUUAAAAUGAAAGACCUGGGAAAAGCCACUGAAGACGAGCCAGGAGAGCCUUUUGAUAUCGUGGAAAGAAUGAAGGAAGACUUAGAAAAAGUAAAUGAAAUUCUGCGAGGGGGCUCCUAUAGUGGCGACGAGCGUCUUUUGUCCGAGGCCCUUUCCGAACGAGAGCUCGCGGCUGAAGAAGAAUGGGUCGUCGUCAGCGACGAAGAAAUCGAAGAGGCCAGGAGAAACGCUCCUGGAGAAGUCUCUGAACCUCCCUGCGUAGAAGUCAGGGUAGACAAAGGGGCAGCAAAAACGGAGCGGGCAGACAUGACAGGGAUGGUCGAUUACCUUACAGAGGACUUAAAAACAUACGUUUCUCUUCACGAGGUACAGCCACCAGCCUCUCAGGAAGACUUGGUAGGAGAGAGGUUUGAAGCUGUGGUAGUCAGCCGGGAUUCUGAGAAAGGAGGGCAGGAACCUCCGGUGUCUGAGACGCGAAGUCCGCAAGAGCCGCGCAAGCCAACCCUGGAAAUGAAGAAGCCAACUAGGACGAAAGUAAAAGACAAGCCAAAGCAAAAGGAAGGCAAGACGCGCGGCAGCGAAGAGCAGGCAGGCUCGAGGAAACUCGCUUCGGACGAGUCACGAGGCGAGGAAUCGGGCUUAACGCCGGCUGCUCACGAGGCUAAAGCGGUGUCCCCCGUGAUUGAGGAAACUCCCAUCGGUUCCAUAAAAGAGAAGGUGAAAGCUCUUCAGAAACGAGUGGAAGACGAACAAAAGGUACGCUCCAAACUACCCGUCCGCAUUCAAACGAGAGAAGGCCCUGCUGAGAAGGCUCCUAAAAGACCGGCACAAAUCAAAAAGCCGGUGGCGCACAAAGCACCGGCGCCUGUCUCGCCUUCUUCUUCGAAGACGGAGAGACUCGAAGAGACCAUGUCCGUUCGUGAGCUGAUGAAAGCCUUCCAGUCGGGUCAAGACCCGUCCAAGAAUAUCUCCGGGCUCUUUGAGCACAAAUCAGUCAAACAGAAGCAACAGCCGCCCGAGAAGGAAACGAGCCGGCGAAAACCUGUUUCCUCCUCGCAAAGCGAAACGAAGCGAGCAUCAAGCUACAAGACGGACAAACCCAAGGACAAGCCGAGCACGACCUUAAAAGCAGAGAAGGAACCACAAUCCAAGAAAGGCAAGGCACAUGUUUCCGCCCUCGAAACCACCAAGAAAACUGUAGGUAAAGAUCAGGUCAAAGAGCAGAGCAGCAAAAAACCAACAGAACCUCUCCCUCCAGUACUGGAUGAUGCCAGUGCCAAAGAGACAGCGGCCAUCAAGGGCAAGGCUUGCGAUGACCAGGGAGAGCCCGACUUUCAGAUCAGCCCCGACCGAAAAACCUCCACAGACUUUUCUGAGGUCAUCAAAGAAGAGCUGGAGGAUAACGACAAAUAUCGCCAGUUCCGCCACCUUUCGGUGACAGAGGAGGGAGAGCUGAACCCAGAGCAAGUCCUGACCAGUCCUUUCGGCGUGACUUUUCCCACCGAGGAGGGGAAAGAGGGAUUCCUCCCGGCUCUUUCUUUGCAAAGCGGCGCUCUUGACGGGAGCUCCGAGAGCCUUAAACACGAAGGUGUGGCUGAUUCUCCAGGGAGCCUACUCGACGGCACGCCUCAGAUCAGCUCAGAGGAAAGUUAUAAGCACGAGGGUCUGGCAGAGACUCCAGAAACAAGCCCCGAGAGCCUUUCGUUCUCACCGAAGAAAGCCGAUGGGCAAAGCGAAGAAGCCCGGGGAGCGGCUGGAGCACGUGCCACUGCCGCAACGCAUUCUCCGAAGGAAGAUGAAAAAGGUAUUAGUGAAAGGCAGCUCGAUGCUGUCACGGAGACUAGUCAGUCUCAUUGUGACCGUGUAGCGGAAGAGCUUGUACCUACAGCCUCUGGCGAAGAGGCUGAUAAACUUAAAGCGAGUAGCUCAGCUUCCGCUGUGACAGAUGGUAGCGGGGCCAAAGAAUCCAGGACCCCUGCACACUUAUCUCAGGCUGCUGAAACCCAUGACCCUGCUUUAGAGAAAGACAAAGAUCUAAGCUGUGAACGCCGCGUGGCAGUUAGAAGCCCCCAGAAAUUGGAACUUUCGCUAACGAGCCACGAUAGCGAAAGCUUUAGCCCAGUCGCAGAUGACUCUUUGGCCGUAAGUCACAAAGACUCGCUGGAAGGAAGCCCGGUGCUAGAAGAUAAUUCGUCGCACAAAACGCCCGAUUCUUUGGAGCCCAGCCCCAUGAAAGAAUCUCCCUGCCGGGAUUCUCUCGAAAGCAGCCCCGUAGAGCCGACGGUGAAGGCUGCUCUUCUGGGGCAGGGUCCUCUUCCACCCGCCCUUAGCAAAGGUGAGACCUGCCCAGAGCUGGCCUCGGUGCGUUCCCGGAUUCUCCGCGACCCCGAGGCGAGUGCCGAUGACGACAGUCUGGAGCAGACAUCCCUCGUGGAGAGUUCGGGGAAAAGUCCCCUUUCGCCCGAGACUCCUAGUUCAGAAGAAAUUAGCUACGAGAUCACCCCCAAAACCGCCUCGCAGGCCCCGUCCAGUGUGCCGAAGCCGGCCGCAAUCCCCGAAGUCGUUGAAGAACCCGAGGACGAUUCUGAAAGCGAACCCAAGAAAAGAUUCACUCCAGAGGAGGAGAUGUUUAAAAUGGUGACCAAAAUCAAAAUGUUCGAUGAAUUAGAGCAAGAAGCCAAACAGAAGAGAGAUUACAGGAAGGACUGCAAGCAGGACGAAGCUUCCACAGGCACCGACAUGGAAGCUGCUCCCGAGGCCGAAGAAGCCAAGCUGACAGCUGUAGAAGAGAACGCUGUCUCCACUGUGGUGACAUCUGCCUCUGAAGGGAGACAAAGUUCUUCCUCUUCAGAGAGUGAGCCGGAACUGAGCCGGCUCAAAAAAGAAGCAACCUCGAGCCUCUUGACGGAGCCUGUGAUCCAAGUGCAGCCUCCGUCCCCAUUACCGUCCGGUCCAGAUUCCGGUUUGAGCCCCGACAAAGUGAGUUCACGAGACCUCGAUUCCAACGAGCGCUCUGUCGGGAUAGGCGCAGUUGCGGUGGAGCAGGGUGACCCCAGAGAAUAUGACCAAGAGGAACCACUUCUCCUUGGGGGUGGCCAUAAGUCUUCCGCGAGGGACUUGAACGCUUGUCGUUCCGACGGUUGCGACGUAUCCCAGUGCGACGGCGCAGGUUGCGGUGAGACGAUCCCGGCAGCCGGGACUCCUCUGUGUCAUUCUGAUGGUGACUGUUCUCCGAGAGACGCUCACGUGGAGUCUUUGCUACAGCAGGACAAUCCUACAGGAAAAAGCGUCCGAAGCGCCAUGUUGUCGUCACCAGGUGCAGAUCUUGGUUUUACACAAGCUGUGUGUGGGGAAGAGGAGGACAGUUCCCGUGGACACAGGACGCCUGAGCGCUCUGCACCACGAGACAGCGAACCGGCAGAAGGCAGCGCCGCUGACCGUUCUGCUUUGGGAGAAGCAAAUUCAGGUUUGGAAAUAUCUCGGAGGGAUAGUCACACUGAGGAACCCUACCUGGAGUCAUCCCUUACUAGUGAACCAACACAAGAUGAUAGUUGUGUAGCAGCCACUGCAGAGAGCAGCACUCCUUAUAUAGUAAGCCCUUACGAAAACGUGUCUUCAGCGUAUUUCUUUCCUGACGCCAAAGGUCAGGUGGGAUCUGGUACGAGUCCUCUUUCUCGGGACAGCUCGGCUGUUGAAGGAGGAAAAGAUCAGAGCGGCGAAGCUUUACUUAGCGAUGACACGGGUGGCGAGUAUCACUCUUCCGAGGAAGUGUGUCUGGAAACAGAGGCAGAAGUGAAGUACGCGUUUCAGAAAACGCCACAAGGGUCUUCAGCGCCAGAUUCGGCGCCAUUAGACGAAUGUGCCCUUGAGGACGCGAGCGAUGAAACCGAGCAAUCCCUCGGUCGAGUCGUCAUCACCAAAACUGAUGCAGAUUCCGACGCGUGGAGCGAAAUCCGCGAAGACGACGAAGCUUUCGAAGCCCGGGUGAAGGAAGAGGAACAGAAGAUAUUUGGCUUGAUGGUUGACCGGCGGUCACAAGGCACCACACCCGAUACGACCCCGGCCCGAACGCCCACUGAAGAAGGGACACCUCUUAGUGAACAAAAUCCUUUUCUUUUUCAGGAGGGCAAGCUCUUUGAAAUGACAAGAAGCGGCGCCAUUGACAUGACCAAAAGGAACUAUCCGGAGGAAAGCUUCCAUUUCUUCCAAAUGGGGCAGCAGCCACCGGAAGAAGUUUGUUUCUCUGAAGAAGCCAAAGAAGCAGCAGAGGUGGAAUGUUGUCAGCCGAAGAGCUCACCGGAUCCCUUUUUGCCUUCUGAGUUGGAGGACUCAGAGAUACAUCAACAAGAGACAGAGAAAUAUUCCUUGCCGACGUCUGAGCCCAGCGAUCCAUCGGAAGAAAUGAUGGGUGAAGGCGUUGGCACGGCAAAAGCCGAUCUCAAAUCCAGAAUUCCGAUUAAAAUGGGUAUUUCAGCUUCUUCCAAAUCGCCAAAGAAAGAAUCUGCUGCCUCUGAAGCUGAGCCCCUCUCCGCCACGGAAACCGACGUGGUCGAUAGCGGUCCGGUGCCUUGCCCCAUCUCUCCAGAGCAGUCUGUUGUGGAGGACAGGUUAGACUUUCCCCAAGUCCCUAAAGGAGUUGGGUCUGAGCAGGGUGAGGAGUCCCCAGGCUCUUCUCCAGAGGAACAGAGAUCCGUCAUCGAAAUCCCUACUGCUCUAAUGGAGACCGUGCCUUCUAGCGAAAGCAAAUCCAAAAUUCCCGUGCGAACAGCCGUCGCCACGUCGCCGCCCUGGCAGCCAUGGGAAACCGAGAGCCUUUCUCCCACCGACGCCUUCCUCGACGGUUUGCAGUGGGAAGGAAAAGAGGAGCAAGCAAAACCAAAGUCGAAAAUUCCCGUCAAAGCAGCUUUCCAAAAAGCUGACCCGCCGCAUCCCUCCGUGGACGCAUCCGUCCGCAAGCUGGAGUCCCCCAGAGCCAUUGAUGCGACCGGCAAGUUCCCGACGAGACCGGACGACCGCAGUAAAUCCGAAUCUGACGCGAGCUUUCCCGUGGACCCAAAGACUAAACGUUCCCUAAAAGCUAGGAGUUAUGCUGAGGCAGAAGUGGAGAGCAGGGAAAGGGAGGUGCAGCUUGAGCUAGACUCGGACGAGGCGGCGGCGAGACCCAAGGUAUUUUCGUCCCGGCUGCCAGUUAAAAGCAAAAGCGCUACAGCCGCUCGCAGCGCUUUUAGUCCCACCAAAGAAAAUAAAGAACAGUUUUUUGACCUUUACAAAAACUCCCUAGAGUUCUUUGAAGAAAUUAGCGACGAAGCUUCUAAAUUAGUGGAGAGACUCACGCAGUCAGAGAGAGAACAAGAAUUAGUUUCAGAUGACGAAAGCAGUAGCGCCCUAGAAGUUUCAGUUAUUGAAAAUUUGCCCUCCAGUGAGACUCAGCAGUCAGUUCCCGAAGACAUCUUUGACACCAGACCCAUUUGGGAUGAGUCCGUAGAGACUCAGAUUGAACGUAUCCCUGACGAAAAUGUCCAUGACCCCGCUGAAGAUCGACGGGACGAUCGGGAAAGGACCGAGGAGCGUCUGGCCCACAUCGCCGAUCAUCUUGGAUUCAGCUGGACGGAGCUUGCAAGAGAACUGGAUUUCACGGAAGAACAAAUUCACCAGAUCCGAAUUGAAAAUCCUAACUCGCUUCAGGACCAGAGCCACGCGCUGCUCAAGUACUGGCUGGAGAGGGACGGGAAGCACGCGACAGAUACCAGUCUGACCCAGUGUCUCACAAAAAUCAACCGGAUGGAUAUCGUUCACCUCAUGGAGGCCAGCGGCAUCGACUCCUCGCCGGGCCAAGGGGCGCGCACGUACGCGGAAAUCGAACAAACCAUCGGAUUGGACCAUAGUGAAGGGUUUUCAGCACUGCCAGCAGAACUGUACAGUUCCAGACACGCGGCAGAGGAACACCACCAGCACCAGCGACUCACGAAAGACAGCGAGUCGACGGAGCAUCCGCCCAUCGUCUCCGAGGAGGACGUCUCCGUCAGUUUUUCUCCUUUCCCGGACAGCACUCCUAGGAGCGAGGCGGAAGCGUCAAUGGCCGAGCUCCUGCGACAGGCGCACAGGGAGCAGGUGGGAGGUGACAUCUCAGGGAAACACGGCGAAGACGUGGCACCGUCAGACUGGCAACACAAAUACAGGUUAGUGGUAAAGGAUUCACGGGUUGGCGUCAGGCAGGAGCGGCAG